Thecamonas trahens ATCC 50062 is the source of this 1981-nucleotide messenger RNA. RefSeq names its product CMGC/CDK protein kinase. The coding region runs from base 29 to 1960 and encodes 643 amino acids. The transcript has a single exon. Gene Ontology annotation, biological process: protein phosphorylation; mitotic DNA damage checkpoint signaling. The record is from RefSeq and is a predicted model, not a curated record. Gene Ontology annotation, molecular function: ATP binding; protein serine/threonine kinase activity. Gene Ontology annotation, cellular component: nucleus. Lineage: Eukaryota; Apusomonadida; Apusomonadidae.
GAGUGACAGCCGCGAGCCGCUAGCCAAGAUGAAGGCCCAAGCGGCGAGGAUUGCCCAGCUCGAGGCCGACAACAUGGCGCUCAAGAGCGCGCUGUACAAGCUCCACGCUCAUGCCGAGCAGCAACAGGCGCUCUCGGGCGAGAACGCCGACGUCGAUGCGCUCUCGCAGUCGAUCGUCGGCGAGUUCCAGGCCAGGGUCCAAUCCGAGGCCGAGCACGACAUGCUCGCCACAAAGUACGCGACGGCAGUGGCCCAGAUCAAGGAUCUUGGUCGCCUGCAGAUGGAGCUCGAGGUUGAGUUUUCGGCGGCUUUGGAGGCUGUGGCGAGCGCGUCUGGUGAGGCGCGUGUGGAGGCGCUUGCCGACGCGCAGUCGCGGCUGGCGGCGGCGCGCACCGAGGCUGCGUCGCGCCGGGUGGCCAUGCGUCUGGCCCGGCAGGAGGCUGUGCUGCUCGAGGCUGAUGGUCAGAGCGGAAGCAAGCAGAUGGCUGCAGUUGAGGCCGGCGCUCUGCUCGAGGCCCGCGAGGCACAGCUUUCUGAGUACCAGGAGGAGGCCGGCCAGGCCCAGGCGCACAUUGCUAUUCUGCAGUCAAACGUCAAGGCGCUCAAGCGGCAGCUCGAGGCGUCGGAGCGGCGUAGCGUGGCUACAAAUGCCAUGAUCGAGAUGCUGCAGACGCAACUUGCCGAGCGCGAUGUCGAGCUGGCGGCCGCUCACAGUGCAACGAAGUCGUCGGACACCGCCGCGCCGGACGUGGUGACCAAGCUCCGCGCCCGGGUCUCUGAGCUCGAGGCUAUGCUUGUGUCCAAAAAUGUGGCGAUUCGCCAGCUGACGGCGGCGGCAGCGCCGGCUGCUGCGGCGGCACUGUCGAUGGUGGCCGGGCCCGAACCGGGUGAGAUGGAGUGCGGAGAUGCUUGCGAGGGUGUGCAUGAUGAGAAUACGGAGACCCGGCCGUCGUCGCCUCAAGCCGACGCUGCCGUCGAUCCAUCGACAGCAGUGCUCAUCUCGCAUGCACUUGAGCCUGCGCUCUUGUCCCCGGAUCCGCACGCCGAGCUCCGGCGGCGGCUGCGCGAGCGCCGCGCGUUUUCCGACUCGGACUCGGACUCGGACUCGGACUCGGAGUACUCGGACGGCGACGAGACGUUUGUGAGCCCAGCUUUCCGGUACCUGAUGCAAGACUGCGUGUCGCUGCUCGAGUCGAGGUACGAGUUUGGCGAGCGGCUGGCAGCCAACGAGGACAACGCUGUGUUCCGGGCUCGGCAUCGGGCGACGGGCGCCGAGGUAGCGGUCAAGAUUCUUGACGAGGUCGAGCCGGGCGCACAAGUCAAGGAAGUAGUGUGCCUGCAGCAGGUCCAGGGCCACCGCAACGUGCAGCGGCUGAUAGAGCACGUGCCGCUGCCGCAGCAGCGGUGCAUGGCGAUUGUGACCGAGUACAUUGCCGACGGGCCUGUCGAUGUGCGCGACCCGAGCGCGGUCCAAGGCUACCUCCACGACCUGCUUUCUGCAGUGGCGCACUGUCACUCGCGGAGCAUCAUGAACCGCGACAUCAAGCCGGCCAAUGUGAUGUACGAUCCGCAGGCACGGCGCGUGGUGCUCAUCGACUUUGACUGCGCAACCCGGUUCUCAGCGAGCCGGCUGCCGCGGUCGCGGGUCGGAACCGACGGCUUCUUUGCGCCCGAGAUCGACAAGUCGCACAAGACCCACGGCCGGCGGCGUUACGGGCCGGCGGUCGACAUCUGGUGCGUCGGCAUGACCUUUGGCAACAUCCUCUUCCGCGGCCUCAUCGAGGGCCGCUCCACCCUGUACUACAAGGACCUCACCCGCAUUCUCACCGAGAUCGACUCUUGGGGCCCAGAGCACCAGCUCCUCAUGGCGAUGCUCGAGCUAUCGCCUGCCAAGCGCAUUACCGCCCCCGCCGCGCUUGCCCACCCAUACUUUGCCGGCUUUGAUGCCAAGCACCCCUAGAAACGCCUUCUCAAUACACCA